This is a messenger RNA of Auanema sp. JU1783, 234 nucleotides long. Lineage: Eukaryota; Metazoa; Nematoda; Chromadorea; Rhabditida; Rhabditidae. The record is from the annotation of a GenBank genome assembly.
AUGGAACUCAACGGGGAUAAAAUCGGUACAAAUUCAACCAUUCUGUUUUUUGGUAUUUGGACACGUGAACAAGCCGUCACUUAUAUAAGCUUCGCCUACGUCAUAAUCUCAAUUUUAAUGGUACUUGUAUGGUCCAUGUAUUUGUGCUGGGAUGGACGAAGGACACCUAAGAGAGAUACGCGCGUAAUUCAUAUGCUAGCUCAAGGAACUAUGUCACAGCUACAAAUUCCCUGA